CCAGAGGGACGUAACUAGAUUUCACAUGGUUGGUUGAAAAAGUUCAAAGCUUUAUCAGUACACAAAAUUCAGAAAACAUGUAUCCAUACGUACAGCAUGUUUUUUAGUAAUUAUUUUGUGAUUGAUGAUAAAAAUAUGAUGAACUCAAAAGAUAUGAAUACGCUCAGGAUUCUGAGUACAACUUAACUCUUCCAAGUGAAUGAAACCAUCUUCUCCGCCAUUGAAGAUCGAAACACCAACGAGGCAACGAUAUGGAAGCCAAAUCUGAUUCUUCCUCUUCUUUCCUUCCAGGUAUUAUAAAGAAAUCACUACUCGUCAUCUUCGUUAACGGUUUUCUGGCAUGGGCUUAUCAAGCAGCUUGUCCACCCCCACCCAAAAAAACCGGAUCUCCAGACGGACCUCCCAUUACAAACCCUAGAAUCAAGCUUCGUGACGGAAGACAUUUGUCCUACAGAGAAUAUGGUGUACCCAAAGAAGUCGCCAAAUACAAGAUAAUUUAUGUCCAUGGCUUCGAUUCUAACAAGCAUUUUGCUGUUAUUGCCACGUCAGCCUCCUCGGCCCUAAUUGAAGAAUUGGGGAUACAUAUUGUUUCAUAUGAUCGACCCGGUUAUGGAGAGAGUGAUCCAAACCCUAACCAAACUUUAAAGAGUUCGGCUUUGGAUAUCGAGGAGCUUGCUGAUCAAUUAGGACUUGGAUCAAAAUUCUAUGUUGUUGGUUUUUCAAUGGGUGGUCAAGUCGCUUGGACUUGUUUGAAUUACAUUCCCCACAGGCUAGCAGGAGCGACUCUUAUUGCUCCUGUGGUUAAUUACUGGUGGCCACGUUUGCCAUUGAAGUUAUCACAAGAAGCGUAUUCGAAGCAGUUUGUGGAAGAUCAAUGGAGCCUACGUGUUGCUCAUUACCUUCCAUGGCUGACAUACUGGUGGAACACUCAGAGAUUCUUUCCUUCUUCCACUCUCAUUGCUAAUAGCCCUGAUAUUCUUUCUCCUCAAGAUAUACAACUUUUGCCCAAAUUUACAGCUGGAAGGGCACCAUUACUUGAGGGACAAAUAAGACAGCAAGGAGAAUACGAGUCCCUCCAUCGUGACUUGAAUAUUGGAUUCGGUACCUGGGAAUUCGACCCGAUGGAUAUUGAGAACCCGUUUCCAAACAAUGAAGGAUCCGUUGAUAUUUGGAUGGGUGAUGAUGAUAAAAUUGUGCCUGUGACACUGCAACGUUAUAUUGCUAAACAGCUUCCAUGGAUAAACUAUCACGAGCUCAAGGGUGCUGGUCACUUGUUCCCUUAUGCUGAUGGGAUCAGCGAUGCUAUCCUAAAAGCGCUUCUCCUUGGUAAAAGUUAGCUUUUUGGGCUCGUUUUUUUCGCUAUAUUUAAGUGUUCGGGGUUUGGAAGAUAAUAUUAUUACUUAAUGUUUGUAAGCAAGAUUAUGAGUGUUUGAUCAAAAAAUCGAUGGCUAAGGUUAAUGACAAUCACCAAGAGGUUAUUGAUGGUUAUAAAA
This is a messenger RNA of Lactuca sativa (garden lettuce), 1493 nucleotides long. RefSeq lists its product as uncharacterized. Lineage: Eukaryota; Viridiplantae; Streptophyta; Magnoliopsida; Asterales; Asteraceae. The record is from RefSeq and is a predicted model, not a curated record.